Molecule: messenger RNA, 201 nt
Organism: Racocetra persica
Lineage: Eukaryota; Fungi; Glomeromycota; Glomeromycetes; Diversisporales; Gigasporaceae
Source: the annotation of a GenBank genome assembly
AUGGCUGAUAACGCGACAAUUGUAGCAGCUAUUACGGCAGCUACUAGACACGGGGAUGUUGCUUGGACCUUGACUUCUACUGCAUUGGUGUUUAUUAUGAUUCCAGGUGUAGGUUAUUUCUAUAGUGGUAUGGCUCGUAGUAAAAAUGCCUUAUCACUUAUUAUGCUUGGUAUGCUAUCAGUCGCCGUUGUAUCUUUUCAG